ACAGGUUAUGGAAAUAUCAUGGUGAUUAAUACUACUGGAGCCUCGAUGCAAACGGCUAAGCAGGACGGGCUAAAAAAAUCAGGUGUGAGUGCAUCACAAGAGAUGGCAAACACGGAUCUGGACGAAAUGGAAAGAUAUAGGGGUACAAUCAACAGAGUGGGAGCAAAAUAUGGAAUCGCUGCAGCUCUCAUUGCUGCCAUCAUCUCCAGAGAGCCCAGGGCUGGAAAAGGCUUAGUGGGUGGCUGGGGAGACCACGGCAAAGCCUGGGGACUGAUGCAGGUUGAUGUCAAUCCAAAAGGAGGCGGACACACUGCACGUGGUAGCUGGGACAGUGAGGAACACCUCUGCCAAGCCAUUGAGAUCUUGGUUCAUUUUAUCAAGCUUAUCCGCAACAAAUUUCCCAGCUGGAGGCAGGACCAGCAGCUGAAAGGAGGUAUAGCGGCCUACAAUAUGAGGGAUGGAAACGUCCAUUCCAUUGAACAUGUGGAUGAAAAUACGACAGGAAGAGACUACUCCAAUGAUGUGGUUGCCAGAGCGCAGUGGUACCACAAACGAAGAGGCUAUUGAAACCUGGAGCCGUCC
Pseudoliparis swirei is the source of this 582-nucleotide messenger RNA. RefSeq names its product lysozyme g-like. The annotation marks the transcript as partial. The record is from RefSeq and is a predicted model, not a curated record. Lineage: Eukaryota; Metazoa; Chordata; Actinopteri; Perciformes; Liparidae. Gene Ontology annotation, biological process: peptidoglycan catabolic process. Gene Ontology annotation, molecular function: lysozyme activity. The transcript has 4 exons.